Molecule: messenger RNA, 971 nt
Organism: Lonchura striata (white-rumped munia)
Lineage: Eukaryota; Metazoa; Chordata; Aves; Passeriformes; Estrildidae
Product: class II histocompatibility antigen, B-L beta chain
Biological process (GO): immune response; antigen processing and presentation
Cellular component (GO): MHC class II protein complex; membrane
Source: RefSeq, a predicted model, not a curated record
UGGUUCCCGCAGUGCAGCGCGGCUGGUCCCGGUGGUCCCGGCGCGGCGCUGGCCAUGGGGCUCGGGGCGGCAGCCGGGGCCGUGCUGGUGGCACUGGUGGCGCUGGGAGCCGCCCCGGCUGCGGGCGCGGAGCUCUCGGGGGUGUUCCAGGAGCUGGGAACGUCCGAGUGCUACUUCACGAACGGCACGGAGAAGGUGAGGUUCGUGGAGCGGUACAUCUACAACCGGGAGCAGUACCUGAUGUUCGACAGCGACGUGGGGGAGUACGUGGGGUUCAACCCCUAUGGGGAGAAGAAUGCCAAGCGCUUGAACAGCGACCCGGAAAGGAUGGAGUACAAACGGGGUCUAGUGGACACGUACUGCCGGCACAACUACCGGAUUGUCACCCCGUUCAGCGUGGAGCGCCGAGUGCCCCCCAGCGUGUCCAUCUCGCUGGUGCCCUCGAGCUCCCAGCCCGGCCCCGGCCGCCUGCUCUGCUCCGUGCUGGAUUUCUACCCUGCCCCGAUCCAGGUGAGGUGGUUCCAGGGCCAGCAGGAGCUCUCGGAGCACGUGGUGGCCACCGACGUGGUCCCCAACGGGGACUGGACCUACCAGCUGCUGGUGCUGCUGGAAACCCCCCCCCGGCGCGGGCUCACCUACACCUGCCAGGUGGAGCACGGCAGCCUGGAGCAGCCCCUGAGCCGCCACUGGGAGAUGCCGCCGGACGCCGCCCGCAGCAAGAUGCUGACGGGCAUCGGGGGCUUCGUCCUGGGCUCGGUCUUCCUGGCGCUGGGGCUCGGCUUCUACCUGCGCAAGAAGAGCUCCUGAGCCGCCGGCGGCCGCAGCCGCUCCCCGCGGCCUCGGGCCCGGCCGGGACCCCCCGCUCCGUCCCCGCGGCGAUUUUGGGGGGGUCGCGUGUCCCCCCCAGCCCCGCUGGCGCUCUGCCCCCGCCCGCCCGCUCCCAGCGCUCCCAAUAAAGCUUCCCAGUUGGC